Messenger RNA from Wallemia mellicola CBS 633.66, 1303 nucleotides. RefSeq names its product putative 26S protease regulatory subunit 6B. Gene Ontology annotation, cellular component: proteasome regulatory particle, base subcomplex. Bases 32 to 1264 code for a protein of 410 amino acids. The record is from RefSeq and is a predicted model, not a curated record. The transcript has 2 exons. Gene Ontology annotation, biological process: proteasome-mediated ubiquitin-dependent protein catabolic process. NCBI's taxonomy places the organism in Eukaryota, Fungi, Basidiomycota, Wallemiomycetes, Wallemiales, Wallemiaceae. Gene Ontology annotation, molecular function: proteasome-activating activity; ATP hydrolysis activity; ATP binding.
AAGCCUAACAGCCAAGGUCUAAAAUAGCAAAAUGGAAGUAGAACUAAAUAAAGAGGAUCCAACGUUUAGGAAUCAACUAUCAGAUUUAAAGCAAUAUCAAUCACAGCUAGUAAACCCAAAGGAUUUGUACAUCAAAUAUCACGCAUUGAACAAGCACUUGGAAUUCUUACAAUUACAAGAGGAAUAUAUUAAAGACGAGCAAAAGCACUUGAAAACUGAAUUAGUUAGAGCCCAAGAGGAGGUUAAACGUAUCCAAUCCGUACCACUCGUUAUUGGUCAGUUUUUGGAAGCCAUCGAUGAAAACACUGGUAUUGUUGGCUCAACUACAGGCUCAAACUAUAUCGUUAGAAUAUUAUCCACCCUCGAUCGUGAAUUACUCAAACCAAAUUCAUCCGUUGCCUUACACAGACACUCUAACGCUUUAGUUGAUAUCCUCCCACCAGAAGCAGACAGUUCUAUUAGUUUGCUCAGUGAGAAUGAGAAACCUGCAGAAACUUAUAUGGAUAUUGGUGGUAUGGACACUCAGAAACAAGAAAUCAGAGAAGCCGUCGAGUUACCUUUAACUCACUUUGAAUUAUACAAACAAAUUGGUAUCGAUCCACCACGUGGUGUUCUUCUUUAUGGUCCACCUGGUACAGGUAAAACAAUGUUGGUCAAGGCAGUAGCACACCAUACAACCGCUGCAUUCAUUAGAGUGAACGGUUCAGAAUUCGUACAGAAGUACCUAGGUGAAGGUCCUAGAAUGGUUAGAGACGUUUUCAGAUUAGCAAGAGAGAAUGCUCCUGCAAUUAUCUUCAUUGAUGAAAUUGACGCAAUCGCAACUAAGCGUUUCGAUGCUCAAACUGGUGCAGACAGAGAAGUACAACGUAUUCUUCUUGAAUUGUUGAAUCAAAUGGAUGGUUUCGAUCAAGAUAGCAACGUUAAAGUUAUUAUGGCCACUAACCGUGCUGACACUCUUGAUCCUGCACUCUUGCGUCCUGGUAGAUUAGAUAGAAAGAUUGAAUUCCCUGUACCUUCAAGGCGUGAAAAGAGAUUGAUCUAUCAAACAAUCACAGCAAACAUGAACAUUGGACCUGAUGUAGAUUUAGAAGACUUUGUUUCAAGACCAGAUAAGAUCUCAUCUGCUGAAAUAUCAUCGAUUCUUCAAGGUAGUGGUAUGAACGCGAUCAGAAACAACUCUUACGUCGUAUUAACACCACAUAUUGAAGAAGCUUACAGCUCCGUUGUGAAGAAAUCUGAUGACACUCAUGAGUUCUACAGGUAAAUUAAUAAAAACUUAUGUAAAAUUGAAGUAUGAAUGCAU